UCGAAACUUCAUUUUGCCUGAGGGAGACCUCACUCGGUAUAAAGAGCCAAUAUGGAAACUUUACUCUUUGAGUUUUUUGUCACUCUUCUAUUGGGAAUACUUUGUGGAGAGGUUUCAAGUACAGGGGAAGUUGUAUAUGCUGUAAAUAGCGGCGGACCGGCGCAUACAGAUCUCAAUGGAGUUCACUACCAAGCUGACAAACUUACCGUGGGCACCGCGUCUGAUUUUGGCAAAUCGAUAGCAAUCGGAAGGGUCGCUCCCGCAGAUCAAAUACUCUACCAAACGGAACGAUAUCACUUUUCAAACUUUGGCUACAAUAUUCCUAUAAAGGAAAACGGCGAUUAUGUGUUGAUUUUGAAGUUUUGCGAGGUCUACUUUCAAGGUCCGAGACUAAAGGUGUUUGAUGUGGCAGUAAAUCAACACCCCGUGCUCAAGGGAUUAGACAUUUAUGAGAGAGUUGGGAGAGGGAUUGGUCAAGACGAGUACAUUCCAUUUAGAAUAAACAACAACCAAGUUUUGAUUGAUGGGGAAACAUUGCCAUUCAGUGGAACUGUUUAUGUUGAAUUUAUGAAGGGCUACUAUGAUAAUCCCAAAGUUAAUGCUGUGUUAGUCAUGAAAGGAACCCUUGAAGAUGUACCCAAGUUACCUCCACUACCACGCCCUGGGGAAGAUAAUGAAGAUGAUGACGAAGAUGAAGAAAGUAAAGAAGAUAAACCUAAGAAACAGCGCAAGAUUUCCGGCCCUAAAGCAAUUGACCCGUAUGCCAAUGAUGAAUCAAGCAUGUUAAUUCCUAUAGCUAUAGCUAUUGCAGUGUUUCUACCAACACUAUUCUGUUUGUGUAAAUUGUAACAUCCACGGUUUGGUUGAUUUUAUUUAUUACACUGCAUUACAUUAUAAAAAAUUGCUGUUACCCAAAGCUUUGAAAACAGCUGGAUAAAAAUUCAAUCCCCAACAUAAAAGUUUCUAGUGGUAAAAAAUAUUGUGCGUCAUUACCAUAGGUUUACAAAGUGUUUGAUCUAAUAGUUUUUGAAAGUGUUUGUCCCAGUAGUGAAAACACCAAAAUAAUUGUGUUUGUGUUUUCAUUCAGGGUUAGCCUUGUUGAUUCCUCAUCUUUAAGAUGUAAAUUGUAAUUUGAACUCUGAUUUCCAACCAUUUACCUUAGUUUGUAAUCACAAAUUGAUAAAGGUGAGUUUUCUUUCAACCCUCUAGCUCUCAGAAUCUGAAAGUAAUGCUCCAAACCAAUGUCAAACUUUACUCUGCAGACUAGUCCUGAGAAUUUGGUGUUGUUUGAAGACCAUAUCCUCUAUUUGAUAAUUUUCUUCACUCUCAUUACUUUUCUGCAUGGUAGUUUACUACAAAUAUAAGCCUGGUUUAAAAAAAAAAGGUUAACUAAACAUCUCUGAUCACCUCUUGACCCCAGCACAUUCUUAACCCCUUACAACCUAACAUCAGUUAAUAAUUCAAAGUCUCCAAACUCCUCUCUCUAUAUGUUCCUUUUGAUACUGACAAGGAGAAUUCUUAAGAUCAAAGCUUCCUCGGUUGGCAAUCAGAUUCUUUAAUUCUCCUGAUCUUAGUGAAUGAUCCAGCAGUGUUGCUGCAAAGAGAAAUUUGUUACUUGUCACUCAUAGGGUUAAGGGUAAAGCCUUCGUUCAUCAAAUUUUUACAACUGGAAGGCCACAUGAUAAAUUGAAUUGUUAUUUAUGAAAAAAAACCAAGCUAAGGGUCUGUCAUAGUAGUGAUAUAACUAAGUUUUAGAUUUGUGAAUUCGGGUCAAAUAAAGGUAACCCUUACAGUAGUUAUGUAAA
Molecule: messenger RNA, 1805 nt
Organism: Stylophora pistillata
Lineage: Eukaryota; Metazoa; Cnidaria; Anthozoa; Scleractinia; Pocilloporidae
Product: malectin
Cellular component (GO): membrane
Molecular function (GO): carbohydrate binding
Source: RefSeq, a predicted model, not a curated record